Prorocentrum cordatum is the source of this 1917-nucleotide messenger RNA. The record is from the annotation of a GenBank genome assembly. NCBI's taxonomy places the organism in Eukaryota, Dinophyceae, Prorocentrales, Prorocentraceae.
AUGCUCGAGCAGCAGGUGGCGGACUUGCAGGCGCAGCUUCGCCGGCGGGAUGCUGGCGCAGGACGAGAUGCCGCAAUGAAAGUCGGAGGUGAUGCUACAUCUCUUGACGGGGCAGGCAACCCAUCGGCUGCUCAGGUGGACGAGCAGAUACGUAUUCUGGACGAGAAGUUGCACAGGGUGCCCGAGCAGCUGGUCAAGCAGGUGCUCGAGCUGGGUGCCGUCCGCACCAAACUCCCGGCUGAUCGUGAAUCGGUGGUGGCGAAACGACGGGAUCCGAGGCCCGUCGGGGCGCAGUUCGCAGAGGUCAGUCGCGAGAUCUAUCAUCUGGGGCAGAAGAUUCAGCGGGCGGACGCAGCAGCGCAGCAGCCGCGUGACGCCAUCAAAAAGUUGGAAGCCACGGCCGCCGAGGAGGAGGCUUCGCUUUCGCACUUUCGGCUACAGUUGGUGGAAUUGGAAGGUCAGCGCCUCGAGCUCGCCAGGAAGCUUAUUCCGCCUCCAGCUUCUGGAGGAGAACCGGCGCAGACCGUGGCGGGCAGCUUCUCCAUCGAGACGCUGGGGGCCACACUCAGGAGGCACGAUGUGCAAGACGAGCUCUUGGACAAGAUUGCGCAGACAGAGGAGGCAUUCCAGUUGGUGGCAGCCGCAGGCGCAGGCGCAGAUGCAGCGGCGGACAGUGGUCUCGCGGCUGGCUCUACCCCAGAUGAUGUGGAAGAUGUUCCUGAAUUGGAGCCACUACCUUCGCUCCAAGGCGCCUCCGAAGGUGACCUCAAGCAGCUGUUCGCGGACAUCGGCACCCCGAGCGAGGACUUCCUCAAUCUGGAUUGUCCCAAGUUGCGAUCGGCUUCCGACAUGUUGCAUCGCAGGGUCAGCGCCUACAAGCCGGCUGAUUCAUUUACAGAGCAAGGCGAGCACUUAGAUGGCCAGGCCAAGACCCAUGACACAGGAGACGCUGAAUCGCUGGAUGAGGCGAAGGGCGCCGUAACCACGGUCAAUGUCUCAGGUGCGGGUUCGUUGGUAGAUUACCUGGCUCAGGAGCCACCUGGGAAGGUCAUUGCGGUUCAGCAGCACUACGCACGCGGCGAUCGUCUGCAUCCGAUGCGGAAGCAGGCGCUGGACUUAGACUAUCACGGAGUCUGGGCAGAGGCGUUGCUCACCGAGGACGGAGGGACCAGUGGGGGUGUCUGCGCGGUAGCUACUACCGGCAUGAUGGUCAUUGAGGCCCCAUCAUGCAUAGGUCAUGCUGGCUUGCCUGCGUUGCGCUUCACUGCUGCCCGCAUACAUUGGAUUGUCGCCAAGGGGCUGACCAUCGCGAGCGUCUAUGUUCUCGACGGUCAAGGCCUCGGACCCGACAGCGCCUUCAUCAUCGAGGGCGUCGUGCGACAUGCGGGCAUGCUGCAUGCCAUGGGAAUUAAUUGGAUGGUCCUUGGGGACUGGGAGUUCAAACCAUCAGAAUGGGGCCCUGCGAGGUUGCGGACAGUUCACGGACAUCUGCACCAGUCUGAAGAACCCACGUGUGCGAAGUCUAUACCCGGUAAGGUUUGCGAUUCUGCAGUCGCAACAGUCAACUUACAGUCCCGUCUGUCGGAACCUGUGGUGGAUCACGGAGUGGAGUACCUGGGCUGCGUAGGCGCCUGGGAGACCUACAGCGGCAUGAUGUCCAACUACGACAGGCUCGGCGGCAGCGCGGAGGCGGACAAGAUUUGGCCAGCCUUCAUGAAGUCAUGCGGCCUGGACCCCGAGAAGGUCAAGGCCGACGCCGAGGCCGUGAUGCAGUGGGCGAAGGGCGUCUCCCCGGCGCAGAUCCUGGAGGCCAUGGCGAGGGCCUCGGCCGCGCGGCCGACAGGGUUGUGGACGCCUUGUCUGGCAUCUCGACUGGCCUCUACAGCCAGCCUUUCAGCGUUGGCCUCUUCAAGAUGA